UGUUGCCGGGAAAUCAGCUGGAAUCCACGGAAAUAAUCAUAAAGACUGUUUUGCUUACUUUGGGCUGCUAUAUUCUGCUGUCAUUCUCUCAUUUUCAUUGCCUCUGGUCCGCAAAACAACCGUGGACAUGUCAGAGUCGUACGAUUUCCUCUUUAAAUUUCUGGUGAUUGGCAAUGCUGGCACUGGCAAGUCCUGUUUAUUGCACCAAUUCAUAGAGAAAAGAUUUAAGGAUGAGUCUAAUCAUACGAUUGGGGUAGAAUUUGGCUCGAAGAUCAUCAGUGUGGUCAAUAAAAUGGUCAAAUUGCAGAUAUGGGACACUGCAGGUCAAGAGAGAUUUAGGUCAGUUACCAGGAGUUACUACAGAGGAGCAGCAGGAGCCUUGUUGGUUUAUGAUAUAACCAGUCGAGAAACGUACAACGCUCUGACUACAUGGUUAAGUGAUGCCAGGAUGCUGGCCAGUCAGAACAUUGUCAUUAUACUCUGUGGAAAUAAGAAGGAUUUGGAUGCUGAUAGAGAGGUCACAUUUUUGGAGGCAUCUCGUUUUGCUCAGGAAAAUGAGCUAAUGUUCCUGGAAACUAGUGCCCUGACGGGGGAGAAUGUUGAAGAGGCCUUUGUCCAAUGCGCUCGGAAAAUACUGAACAAGAUUGAAUCAGGGGAGCUGGAUCCAGAGAGGAUGGGCUCAGGUAUUCAGUAUGGUGAUGCUGCAUUACGACAACUGCGGUCACCACGGCGAGCUCAACCUGCAGGCACUCAAGAAUGCGGCUGCUAGAGAACAUGCAGUAAUUACCCCACACAGAUGAGUGUCUUGCAAACAGCUCUGUGAAGACCAGAGGAAGAACAAGCCCAUGGCGCCCGAUGACUCCUGGGUUGCGCUCUGCUAGUGACUGCUUAUUGACCUUUGAACUUCACCCUUCGCAUGGAUCCUUCAAAACCCUCUACGCAUUUGCGUAUCAAAGAGAACUUCAAACCCCAUCAAGAACGGAAAGUCUUUCAGGUAACAAAGGACUAACAUUUCACAAUCAAGAAACCUGCAAUAUAAAUAGACCACCAGUCCUCAGUCUCAUGUCUGGAACUACGUAUUUACAUGUAAAUGUAUGGUAACAAAGCAUCUAUGUAUCUUUUAAUAACAGUAUCGAUAGUUACAUCCUAUAUACAUACUUUUUUUUUAUGAUGGCAUUUUACUGUACAGAGAUGAUGAACAGUUCAACAGGCUUCCUUUUAUUAGUUGUACACAUCCACUUCAACAGUUUUUCACAGACUCAUCUCUGUCCAGACAUUAAAAGGCUUUGACAGUCUUUUGUACACUUUGUAACUGCUGCCAUUAGACAAUUCCAUUAAAGCGUUCGUAUUUUUUACAAAGCCAUUCAUCCCCUCCCACUGCAUUGUACUAUGUCCUUUAAUUCUGUAUUUCUGUAUAAACAAAUAGAAAUGGAAGCAUGAAUAUCUUAAUAGUAUUUCAUGAUUUUUAAUUAUGUUAAAUAUCUAUAUAUAAAACAAUCAGUCAUAUCCUACAUCUUUGUCUUGGACCAGUAUGUUACAUUAAAGAGUAUUGCAUUAAUUGUGAUACAAUUUAUAUAGGUUAUUUUGCUAAAUGAAAUACAAAUUAUUCAAACAUAUUUCUUUAAAAUAAGGAGGCGGUCGUGUCGGUUUCGUAUGUGAUUGUAUAAAAUAUUUGGGUCAUAUUAAGAGCAGUGAAAAUAUUUCAGAAUUUGUGUAAAAGAUGUGCAAUAACAAAGGCACAUUCUAUUUGGCUGUUAAACACUCCUUUAAUCCAAAAUGACUGAAUGGUCCAAGUAUGUACUGUAUGUACCCAGUAUGUCUUGGCUUGUAAAGUAAUCUAUUGACUGAGUGACAGCUGCUGCUUUGGGGUAGAACUAACAACCUUGAUGCAUU
Messenger RNA from Periophthalmus magnuspinnatus, 1893 nucleotides. RefSeq names its product RAB4a, member RAS oncogene family (gene rab4a). The coding region runs from base 128 to 769 and encodes 213 amino acids. Gene Ontology annotation, molecular function: GTPase activity; GTP binding. Gene Ontology annotation, biological process: regulation of endocytosis; Rab protein signal transduction. Gene Ontology annotation, cellular component: endosome. The transcript is spliced from 8 exons. The record is from RefSeq and is a predicted model, not a curated record. Lineage: Eukaryota; Metazoa; Chordata; Actinopteri; Gobiiformes; Gobiidae.